CUGGGAGCGUCCACCCGCCCUCCACCAGUAUGGCAACAUCCUCCCAGUACCGCCAGCUGCUGAGUGACUACGGGCCGCCGUCUCUCGGCUACACCCAGGGAACAGGGAACAGCCAGGUACCCCAGAGCAAAUAUGCCGAACUGCUGGCCAUCAUCGAGGAGUUGGGGAAAGAGAUUAGACCCACUUACGCGGGGAGCAAGAGUGCCAUGGAGAGACUAAAACGAGGCAUCAUUCACGCCAGAGGACUGGUUCGAGAGUGCUUGGCCGAAACGGAACGGAACGCCCGAUCCUAGCUGCCUAGCCAGGCGGAAGGUUUACCAUCUUCGUCCAAGACCAGAAGUUACAGCUCAUCUCCCAUGUUCAGAUGAAACUCUUGUUUUCAAAAGGGUAACGGUUUGGUUUCUCCUUCCCACGUCCCUCCCAUGGUUCAUGAGGCUCUGAGAUUGAGAAAUACUUUGCAGUUGACUAGGAUUUACAUUUUAAAUAGUUAGGAACUACCCAGGGUUUUUUGUUCUUUUUUUUUUUUUUUUAAGCAUUGAUUUAAAAGAUGCACGUAAAAGAUACCUGUCUCACAGCAAAGAUCCCAGUUACGUUACCCAGAUUGUUCUCCGUUCUUUUUCAUAAGCUAAUACAACUCUGAGGUUUUUUUUUUUUUUUUUGAGUGCGUACGUUUGCCACACCGUGUGGAUUCCGCUUAAUGUAACUUCUUUUGUGCUUAAGCAUUUGCUUGCAUGACUAUUAGUGCUUUGAGGUCAAUUUAAAAAAUGCACAAGUUAUAAAUACAGAAGAAAGAGCAACCUACCAAACCUAACCUAACAAGAACCCCCCCCUCCAAAUUUUCCUACUAAGACUGUGUGUGGAUUUCAGUUCUGCUUUUUCUGUAAGUUGAUCCAAACAUCUGGAAGAAAAUGACUAAAACUGUUUGCAUCUUUGUAUGUAUUUAUUACUUGAUGUAAUAAAGCUUAUUUUCAUUAACAA
Molecule: messenger RNA, 978 nt
Organism: Callorhinus ursinus (northern fur seal)
Lineage: Eukaryota; Metazoa; Chordata; Mammalia; Carnivora; Otariidae
Gene: CDK2AP1
Product: cyclin dependent kinase 2 associated protein 1
Cellular component (GO): nucleus; cytoplasm
Source: RefSeq, a predicted model, not a curated record